Molecule: messenger RNA, 996 nt
Organism: Megalops cyprinoides (Indo-Pacific tarpon)
Lineage: Eukaryota; Metazoa; Chordata; Actinopteri; Elopiformes; Megalopidae
Product: protein Wnt-8-like
Exons: 5
Coding region: 16-996 (326 amino acids)
Biological process (GO): canonical Wnt signaling pathway; neuron differentiation; multicellular organism development
Cellular component (GO): extracellular region
Molecular function (GO): frizzled binding; cytokine activity
Source: RefSeq, a predicted model, not a curated record
GUGAACAAUUUUCUCAUGACAGGACCAAAGGCUUACCUCACUUACUCCAGCAGCGUGCAAGUUGGGGCACAAAGCGGAAUAGAAGAAUGUAAACACCAGUUUGCGUGGGACAGGUGGAACUGCCCUGAGAAUGCACUCCAACUGUCUACUCAUAAAGGACUCCGAAGCUCCACAAGAGAAACAUCCUUCGUACAUGCGAUCAGCGCUGCUGGUGUGAUGUACACCCUAACCAGAAACUGCAGCCUUGGAGACUUGGACAACUGCGGCUGUGACAAUUCCAGAAAUGGGAAAAUUGGAGGCCGUGGCUGGCUGUGGGGAGGAUGUAGCGACAAUGUGGACUUCGGGGAGAAAAUUUCCAAGAGUUACGUGGACGCCCUUGAGACCGGACAGGACUCACGCGCAGCAGUCAAUCUUCACAAUAACGAGGCCGGGAGACUGGCCGUAAGAGCCACCAUGAAACGAAUUUGCAGGUGUCAUGGUAUGUCUGAAAGCUGCAGCAUCCAAACCUGCUGGCUGCAGCUCUCCAACUUCCGGGAGAUUGGCAACUACCUGAAGGUGAAGCACGACCAGGCGCAGAAACUGGAUAUGGACAAGAGGCGGAUGCGCUCCGGGAACAGCGCUGAUAACCGGGGGGCGAUCGCGGACGCGUUCAGCACCAUCGCUCGGACAGAGCUCAUCUAUCUCGAGGACUCCCCGGAUUACUGCGCCAGGAACGUCAGCCUGGGACUGUACGGCACAGAGGGCAGGGAGUGUCUCCAGCACGGUGACAGUCUGACCCAGUGGGAGAAACGGAGCUGCCGAAGGCUCUGCCACGAGUGUGGGCUGAGAGUCGAGGAGCGGCGGACGGAAAUUGUCAGCAGCUGCAAUUGCAAGUUCCACUGGUGCUGCACGGUCAAGUGCGAGAACUGCUCUCAGGUCAUUGUCAAACACGUGUGCGCUAGGAGAGAGGGAGGACACGGACAUAACUACAGAAGAAGAGCACGUGGGCACAAGUAA